Melampsora larici-populina 98AG31 is the source of this 1545-nucleotide messenger RNA. RefSeq lists its product as uncharacterized. The record is from RefSeq and is a predicted model, not a curated record. Bases 1 to 1545 code for a protein of 514 amino acids. The transcript is spliced from 5 exons. Lineage: Eukaryota; Fungi; Basidiomycota; Pucciniomycetes; Pucciniales; Melampsoraceae.
AUGCCUACAGGCAAGCGCAAACCCACCAAGCGACAACCAACAUCAAAACAAUCUUCAAUCCCCCGCAAACCAUCUUCCAAACCACCUCCCAAACGACAAAAGAACAACAGCACACAAUCUCUAACCCCUGAAGAAAUUGCCCUCGACAGAUCAGACCCAGAUGAUGAAGAUUACCAACCUAACCUACAACUUGAAGAAGAAGAUUCAGACGACAUGAGAACCGAAAACCCUACUGACACAUCUCUAUCUAGACCCCAACCUUCAACCAACAACUCAAGUGCACUCAAUCCUCCAACAAACACUGAUUCCAACGCUAGGAAGAGAACACGUCUUACCACAGCAGCUGUACCUCGUACUCCCAUCACAACAUCCCUAACACUUGAUAAUUAUUCAAACAAUGGUCGACAGCUUGGACGACCAGCCCUUGAGGGGAUGUUGAAUGAUCCGAAACGCAAGACCCAAAAUCGACCUCCAUCAAAAGUCCUCGCCGAAGCUCAGGCGCUACAGGGUUACUAUACAAUGGAUAAGAUGAGCCUGUCAUUGGUUGGCAACACCUCACUUGCAACUCUGGAAUUGGCACUAUUUGAAGGUCCUAUAUCGCGCGACCGCAAUGGCUACACAACAUGGAUGAGUUACAGCCUGGCCAACACAGUGGACAUCUCGAUGCCUGCAGGCCGACAAACCAAAGGCUUUGCUGAACAUAAUCAGAACUGCCGCAAAUGGACACUACUGACUGAUGAUGAAAAAGAGAUAUUUCAGCCUAAACUAUUUGAAAAGCUAGCCUACGCGCAUGUCUCAAACAUUGCCACACCAGUUUCUGAUGAAGAACGUGCAACAGAUCAAGAGAUAAGCCAAUAUAUGCCUUAUUUCACCCAACUCGCUAAUCUGGACAAGGUAUACAAACAUCUCCAAAGUGGCGUACUGGGCCAGACUAUAGCAAAGUCUCUUGCUGUCAUUGAAAAGCGGGGUCGUGAAGAGAUUGGAAAGGUAGCUAUCCAGCUCCAAAGUAUAUUUAAACGCUUUGGGAUUCACUCACACCUUCUGGUUGCCAGCUGGAACCCAAAGACCAAGCUGGAUGAUCCCAUGUGGAAUCCCGAAUAUACAACAUGCCCUCGAUGGGCUGAAUAUGCUAAAAAGACCCACCACCUUGCUAGGGACUUUGCCAUUCGAUCAACUGCAGCACAAAUCGAAACCACUGAAAACAAAAAAUCCAGUAAUCAGAACAACCAAACCACCCAGGAAUCAAUGAGGAAAAAGCUCACCAACUUGCUCAAUCACGAGAUACGAAAUAACUUACCUCGACCCCCUGAGGGGCCAAAGCAAGACGUAUUUCCUAAGACCCCAUAUCCGCAUGCAACCAUAGCUGAACGCAAGUUUCAAGGAAUCCAGUUGGCUGUCCACCAAGCCCCUGACUCGUAUGUCACUGAUGAGAUGUUGGCUCUAGGAGCCAAAGGGGGGCGUCUAACUGACAAACAAGUGGGAGCUUGGAUCAAAGAUAUCGAAGAUGGGCGAUAUUCCAUCCAUGUUGCAACCAACAACGGAUGA